Messenger RNA from Centruroides sculpturatus (bark scorpion), 16131 nucleotides. RefSeq lists its product as uncharacterized. The coding region runs from base 8225 to 9220 and encodes 331 amino acids. NCBI's taxonomy places the organism in Eukaryota, Metazoa, Arthropoda, Arachnida, Scorpiones, Buthidae. The record is from RefSeq and is a predicted model, not a curated record. Gene Ontology annotation, biological process: DNA replication, removal of RNA primer. The transcript has 2 exons. Gene Ontology annotation, molecular function: nucleic acid binding; RNA-DNA hybrid ribonuclease activity.
ACUAGAUGUGCUCUUCUUGACUGCAUUGUGAGGGUAUAGCUCCUGGGAAACCCUGGUGUGACGGUCUAUGGGAGUCUCCCAUGUGACGGCAUCCCCUUGUUGGGCCCCAUGGAGGGUGGGGUCACUGGGAGCUGAAUUAAUAUUACAUAAUCAUGGAUCAUCAAAAAACCAAAACUACAGACAAUGCUACAAAGAAACAAAUCAUUUCCAGUCAGCCAACCUACUUCAUAGUCCAUGCUACUGGACAAACACCUCUAUCAAAAUGUUCUCCUUUUCUGAUCCAGAAACUGUUUGAAUCUACAGUUGGAAAUUUGAAAAAAAUACAAAAAUUGAGGUCAGGAGAUCUGCUUCUAGAAACAACCUCACCUCAACAAUCUGCAAAACUUUUGGCAAUUAAGACACUUGGAGAUAUAGAGGUAACUGUCACCCCACAUGGAAGUCUAAACUCAUCACGUGGUGUGAUAUCAGAGAUCGAUCUGAUGUCUGAGGAUGAAUCAGAUAUUCAGAUUGGUGUUGCUGAUCAAGGUGUAACUGCUGUUCGACGCAUCUCCAUUCAUCGAGACGGCAAGUUAAUUUCUACAAAACAUUUAAUCAUGACAUUUAAUCAACUGACAUUACCAUGUUCUCUUACAACAGGAUAUUUGCGCUUUUCGGUUCGUUCAUAUAUUUUAAAUUUGCCGCUCUGCUUCAAAUAUCAGCGGUUUGGACAUUCCUAAACAUGCUUAUGUUUAGGAAUGAGGCAAAAGCUUAUGUGCACAGUGUGGAAUGUAAGGCCACCAGAGUACUGAGUGUACCAGUACUUUAUGCUGUGUAAACUGUAAAGAUGCUCAUUUUUCCUACUCCCGAUAAUGCCCUGCAUGGCAGAGAGAAACAGAGAUUCAGCGGGUGAAAACUAUCAACAAUUAAGCUUACUCAGAGGCUUAGUGCAUGGUCACAUCAAGUGCAUCACUUAAGCCGAAGACAUUGCUGCAAUUUUAAAAUCCACAGAGACAUGCAGAGUUCAGACAGAUAUUUUUGUUUCUCUAAAAGAAUCUUUUGCUUGUGAUGCAAAAUGUUUGCUGAUACCAUCCACUCAAACAGCAGAAAAGGAGAGCAAGAAGAACAAAACACCCCUACUUAAAACAUGGGUAAUAACAAGAAAUGUGGGUUUUAAAAAAGGAGAAUAAGAACACACUAAAAACAAAAAUUGAAAGCAGCGUUUUUUAAACGUAGGAACUUAGAGGCUCAGUCUAUGAUUGUGUUCUGUGACUUUUCUGAUGAGGAGACUAACAAGGAGGUUACAAAACCAAUGUUUUCUUUAAAAGAGAAACCCCCUGUUUAAUUUAAGAGGGAUAGCCUUGCAAAGAAUGCUGCCUCAAACAGAUAAUGGAUUAUAAAAUAAUCCAAUGGAACUGUUGUGGUUUCUGCAACAACUUCUCUGACCUUAAACACUUGACAUUACCUACCAUUUCUCUGUGCAUGGCACUUUAGGAGACUCAUUUGAAACCUGGAGAAAGAAUUACUUCAAAAGGAUUCGAUCUCUACCGCAAGGAUGAUGAUAGCCACAAUUGUGCCAGUGGAGGUGUGGCUAUUGUUGUGUUUUUGUACUUAUUAUGUGUGUAUUUAUUAUUAUUGCUGUUGUUAUUUAUUUAUUAUUAUCAUAUGCUAUGUAUCAUGUUUAAAAUUAUUUUUAACCAUUCGCUUUGGCGCAGCAUAGCCUAUAUGGCUCUUGUGCCAAAAAACAAAAACGAAACAAACAAAUUGCAUCCCAUCCUUGCCGGUACAAAUAACAACUGAUUUGCAAGCUGUGGCAGUCAGAAUUUCUAUUGGAUUAACUGUCACGGUUUGUUUUAUAUACUUGCCACCAGAUGUCAAAGUCAAUGAGGAUGAAUUGGAUGCAUUGGUUGAACAGCUCCUGACUCCAUUUCUUUUACUUGGUGAUUUCAAUUGUCACAAUCCAAUGUGGGGCAGUCUCGACAUCACCCGUCGAGUCAGAGCUAUUUAAAGGUUUAUAAAUAAUUAACAACUAUAUUUAUUUAAUACUGGAGAAGUGACAUACUUCCAUGCUCCAACAAGAGCAUUCACUUUCAUUGAUUUAUCCUUAGUCAGUCUAAACCUGUUGUCAGCAUUUACGUGGGAGGUUGGAUCUAAUCCACUUUCUAGUGACCAUUUACCAAUAUUUAUACUAAAAUAUCAUGGCAGAGAAAACUGUGAAACAGCCUGUUUACUACACUGGAAACUUGAAACGGCAUAUUGGCCUGCAUUCUCCUUUUUGGCUGACAUCACUGUGGAAAUGGUCAAUACUGCAGAUAUCGAUGCAGUUGAGUUUGUCACUUCAACAAAGGAUGCUUCUACUUUCGUCAAAGGAAGUGGCUCUUUUAUCAGUUUUUCCACGUUAGAAAACCGUGAAUUUCUUAUUAAAACAAAAGAAUAUUUUUCUACAAAAAUUUAACUUAAAUUUUAAAUUAUUUAGACCCAUGGGCUAUUCAGAUCUCACAAUUAAAACUUUUAAGCAAAAUUUUUCACUUCAUUUCUAAACUACACAUGAAAAUUUCGGUGCCUUCUGGUUAUUUAAAAUGUUCCGUGUUGGUUUUACUGAAUUUAAAGAUUUGUGAUAGUUUAUCGGUAAAAAGUAUCUCUUGUUUCACUACAACUAUAAUAAUUUAUAAACAACAGAACUGAAAUUAUAACUUUUUAUUAAAAAAUACAUAAAUCACAAAAAAUGUACAAAAAGAUACAAAUAAUAUUUUAUAUUAUCACGUUAAAUAUGAAAUAUUUUACAAAUGAUUUAAAAUGAUUUUGAAUUCACUGUGUGUUUUCCAGAAAAGCCACCAGACCUUGCCAAUUAUUGUUGUCUUCAACCCAUAUCAUUAAUUUAUUUUCGAUAUAUCAGCUUAACGCUUCUGUGAUUUGAUUGACGACUUCAGGGUUAUUUAAUCUGUAAUUCAUGAGAGUUAUCUCUCUAGCGAUCACAAAUAACUCUACGCCCUUCGAAGUGGGUUAUUGUCCGUGGUGAGGGAACCUUUCAGAGAUGGUUUAGAAACUUCUGUUUACCAUUCCUGGAAUCUGAACACCCAUCCACGUGUUUGCUGUGCAUUGUAUCCCAUAUGCCAAAUAGGGGGAUCCUGGUAGUUGAGCUUAACAACCUCCACUUUUACAACUAAUAAAAAUUAACAUAAUCUAACGUUUUCGGUCAAAUGAAUUGUUGGUAAAGUGUAGUUAUAAUAGGUGUACAAGUUAAUUAUGAAUUUGAAAAUAUCCAUGCUGUCUAUUACAGGUUACCAGUUAUCUGGGAUGUGAAAUGUAUUCAGAAAUUCAUACGAGCCUUUAUCCUCUGCCUGAUGCACUUGUGGAAUGAACAUGGCUCCAUUAUAUUGCAGGCUGAUGUUCGCCCUCUGGAAUGUGGAACAAGGAGCUUCUGCAGGCAGGGUAGGCUAACUACUGUUCGAAUUGGACUUUGCUGCACAGUAACGAUAAUUCGGAUAAUUCUGUUAAUGCACUUUAUGCAAUUUUUUAGCUUUGUGCUAACCGAGGGGGCUGAAGCGGAGAGCUUCUCCCCAGUUAAUGGCUUGGCUGUCAGGAAAUGGCUAUAGGAGGGCUAAAGGAGUGGGAGGCGUAAUGAAGUCGUGAUGAGAUGUUGGUAGUAGUUAACAAGAGUAAUUAAAUUAGGAAUAACAUAUUUAAUAUAAACAUAAAAAUAAUACAAAUACAGUAAAAUUACCCAUUAAUUCUAAACAAAAUGUAAGCAAUAAUUAUAAUAAAUUUCGAGUCGCGACAAUAUCGGACAACUGAUGUCCGUCUAUCCCGUAAGUGGGACCACCAAAGGUCCUCGACACAAAAUAAUUCUAAGUCUUACCCAAAGGAACAGAUAAAUAAAUUCAAAGUCCCGAGUAUAUUGAGCGACAAUAAUUUCUAAGUCCCGAGUAUACCGAGAGAGAGUGAAGUAAAAACAAUCUAAGUAUUUACCUCUUUAGGUCGGCGAUCAAAAACUUUGAAGUCCUUCCAGAGUAGACGCUUGUAGUCUUCUUUUUCCGAUGAUCGCCUCGAGAUCUCUGAUCAUUCCUGUUUUAUACUUUUUUAGCGUGGGAAAUCUCGGGGACUCUUCUAACGCAAACUGUCACUUCUCCCAAUUUAUGUCAGUCUCCCCUGUCAUGGGUGACGACAAUGCAGACAUUGCUUGACUAAUUAAUGUUAAAUUCGUCAUCACCUGGGGAGAUGACUGACUAUUUUUGGUUAUGAUUCUCUCCGCAAAGUUCACCCUUGUAGGUGUUCUCUUGUCCACCCUCAACACAGGAACACAUGUUUGUUUUUGUUAAUUGGUCAUACUGCAGACUCUUCGUAAUAGAGUAGUCUCCUGGGGAGAGGGGAGUUCUUUUGCGGUUGCCUCGGACGACUUUGUCUGUCAAGAAGGUUGUCGCUAGAAACUACGCAGUUCAUCGUCUGGGGGCUAUUCCUUGGGCAACGGGGUGAGAAUGGGAGAAAUAACGGAAAUAAUGAUGGAAGAAGUAUACAACUUUGUUUCAUAUUAAAUAAAACUUUCAUAUGAGAGUCAGAUUUUCACAGAAUUCUAUGUCAACAUAAAAUGUAUCCUCAGGGAGUCACACCUGUCAUGUCUUUCCAUGGAUGAUAAGGGCAAGAGUUUCACUUUGUGUCCCCCGACAAAGGAAACAUGCUCUUUCGUGAUAAUUUCUGAUUUACUACUUCAUCUCUUACUGACUGCAUAAAAGGUUGCAAAAUGAACAAUUCCUUUGUACUUACAAAAUUAAAUAUAUAUGUAUAGCUCUAUGACAAAAUAAUCUCUGCAUACUUGCAAAGAAGCAGAAAGGAGGGGACAAAUCUUAAGACUCCAGGUAGUCCAUUAAAAAGAGGUAUUGCCACACAGAAAAAUGUAUAAUUCGAAUUAAAAUUAACCACCUAUCCUGGUAGAUGAUAAGAGAGGUCGGGUUCAAACACGGAGAGCGAGGAAGCGAGCGAAGUCUGUUUUGAUGGUCCACAUUAUUUCCGUCAGUUCCUUUCUCCACUAUGGGAGGGUCCAAACCAAGUAAAGGGAGUAAAUGAUACGAAGGAAAAUUCUCAUAGGCAUAGUUCAAGUUGGGAAAAAAUAAUAAAAUAUACUUCCUUAUCUCAAGAUAAUUCCUUACUUGUUGAUUGUCAUUUGAAUUAGAAUAGGUUUGAAUAGGUCAUUAGCAGAGGAGGUAGAGGUAGAACAUGAGGUUAUGACUUGAUUGACAACUCAACUGACAAAGGGCCCAAUCUUCAAUCAGUGAGGAUGAUCAAAGAGAUUAAAAAAUUUCGAAAACAAAAAUAGUAAAAUUUGCAGCAUCGUGUAUUUCCAUUUCCAAUAUUUCCCUCUUCUAAAUUGGAGGAGAAGGAAUAGUUUGAUAAGAACAGUCCAAAUCAGAAGUCCAUACUAAAAAUACUAUUCCUCCAACCCUUUUUUUUUUCUUUUUAAACAGUUUCUAAAGGAGACACACCAAAAACAGGGUAGGUUACUAAAACACUCCGUGUGGAAAGUAUAAAGCAUGUCCAUCAUCCACAGCUCCUCGAAAGGAAAAUGAUAAGACAACUGAUAAGAAAAAAAAUAGUUAUUUGUACCGUUCCCUUUUCCAGUUCUGGUCAAGUUUGCUUUAUUACUGGUGAUACACCCAAAUAUCUACAUAGAGGACAUUUGGUGGUUCGGUCAGGUUUAGUUGUCUAUUGAGACAAUCUUUCUUUAUCAGAGAUUAAUCAUAGAAAAACUGAUUCUUGUUUGGCUCACUUGAGAGAUUGAUUCGGAUAACAAGGAAGAAACGCCCAGACAAUGCCCUCAGUUAGGAGAACGUCGAAGGCUCCCAGUUCUGUUCCUCAGAAAGGAAACGGCCAAGAAGAAAUGUGAGGUUAUCUACACUGUAUCUCUUCGCAGGUCUGGUCAAAAUCAUAACUUCACUGGUGAUCGUAUAAAGUUCUGGUGAAAAAGAAAACUUUUAAGGUCAUAUCUCUAGUUCAGUUCAGGUCAUAAGUAGAUGUGAUAAUAAGGUACCUGGGGAUACAUCCAACAGACAAAUUUCCAUAACACAACAAUAUCUUGAGGAUAGUUGGAAACCCAAAUGUUACUGUAGUUGGGUCAAAACCAAGGGAUACAACACAACUAUCUUGUAAUAAAAGUUUGUAGAACGGGAUAUAAUAAAAUAAAAUUUUUCAAUAAUUGUUGUCACUUCAUUAGAUUGUAAUAUUGGAAGGGAAGACCACCAUUUCCUCAACGUAUAUAUAUAUAUAUAUAUAAUCUUCCAUCCAUUCGUGUUUUAAGAGAGAAGUAAAAUAGUUAAAUUUACCCUGAGACUCAACUGUUGAAAAGCCUCAAUAUUUUCAAUGGGAAGUGUGAUCACAAAAUACAGAUGAACACAGAGUAAAAAGGACCUGUUCUUUAUUUAUCUCUGUUACUUCUUUAGUAGUUUCUGUUCUAAAUCUUAAAGAAAUUUCCCAAUUUUACUUUCAAAAUAAGUGUGAGGGAUUAUUUUGUACGUUUCCCAAUCCUAACCAAUCAAAGGAGUAACAAUUCUCUAUGGAUUUCAAAAAUAAACACUAGAAAUUAUCAACGACCAAAAAUAACAUCUACAUACAUAUAUUUGCCGUGUUUUAUACAGUAACCAACGGUAAUAUGGGGGAGUCAAGGAAAAUUAAACAACUAGAUAUAUACACAUAUACAUAUAUAAUACUAAUAUGUGUAUCUUAAGGCCAAAUUAUCACUUAGUUAACUUAACAAAUUAAUACUCCAAAAGAUCCAAAAGAGGACAGUUGUAAUCCAUCCAUGGAGAUGAUGAUCUACUAGCGGUGGGAGAAAUAUAUCUAGGGAUGCGACUAUGAGUAGGUCUAGGCAUUACCCAAAGUUGCUCUGGGAUGGGACCUUGACUUCUAAGUGCAUAUGGAGUGACUUCUUCCGGUUCUUCGUCUGAUCGGGCACUUUUACUCUGUCUCGGAUUCUUUGUCGCUUUCAGAUUCUUCUGAACGUACUUCAGCCGAAGGGAUCAUAGCUGACUAAGGUUAAUAUAAAUUUGUCCCAGGGAUCGGGAAUAUAUUUAGGUUCUUCCUGUUUUUCUUUUUUUAUUUCUUCGUCUGCUUGAUCUAUCAUUCGCUGAGGUUUAACUUUAAAUUCCAUAGGAGCAGUUGCAGGUUUAAUUCUGUCGGCAUGUACUUUUAUAUUCUUUUUCAUUUUUAUAUUCUCUAUUUCUUAAUUAACUGGACUUAAAACUUCAAUAAUUCUAUAUGGGCCUGACCACCGGGAACAAGUUUUCUCUUUAUUCCUUGUGGAACUACUACUACUAUUAAAUAAACUCUAUAUCCCAUCUGAUAAUGAGGUGGCUUGUUUUGUUUUCUUUGCCUUUCUUGUUUUAUUUUUGCAGCUUCUUCCUCAUACAUUUUUUCUGUCUGAUGUGCGAGUUUCAUUCUCUGCUUUAAUUCCGAUGCAUAAUUUUAUUCUAUAUCAUAAGAGAUGGUUGUGAGACUUUCAAUUAAAUGGUAAGGAUAGGUAGGAUCUCUUUAGUAUAAUAAAUAGAAUGGGCUCUCAUUUGUAGAAGCGUGUACAGCCGUUUUAUAGGCGAAUAGUGCAUAGGGAUCCACUCAUCCCAAUCUCUUCGAUCUGCUGAUACGUAGUGAGAUAAAAUAUCCACGAUCAUCUUAUUAAACCUUUCAACUAUUCCGUUACAAGCUGGAUGAUAUGCCGUUGUUAACAACCUUUUAAUCUGCAACAUUUCACAUACUUCUGUAAACAUUUUUUAAACCAAAUUAGUUCUUCUGUUUGUUAAUAAUUUUGUUGGCGUAGAAUAACAUAUUAUUAUGUUAGUGACGAAAGCUUUUGCUAUCGUUUUACUACUAACAUUUGGUAAAGGAAUUGCUUCCGCAUAACGACUAAAAUGAUCAACAAAAACUAAAAUAUAUUUGUGUUUAUUUGUAGUAAGUGGUAAAGGUCCGAUUAUAUUCUCCAUUUCUUGAUCAACACUUUACAACUUAAGUACAGCGUGUCUGGAUGCUGGAUCCAAUCCACUAUCAAGCUUUGCAUUUGUGCACCGGUGCAUUUUGAACUUUCCCUGUUCAAAGUUUGUAUGUAGAUGCUUAUGAGCCUCCACUAUCUCUCAGGAGAGAACAGUUGUCUCUUUUUUAUUACAUUAAACAAAAAUCUCAGAAAAAACUUACAGCUGAUUGUCCAGGUACUCAGCUGAAAAGAUUAUUUGCCGCUCGGACGAGUUGUGUCCCUACAUUCGACAUAAGAAUGGAGAAUGUAAGCAGCACGAUUGACCUAGACACAAGCAACAUCUCACAUGUUGAGGUUAAUAGUAUUUCACCUUGGUCAUCUUCACCGAUCGAUGAUGAUUUAAGCUUAAAGCAGUUCCCUAAAGAAACCACACCAGACUACGUCUAUAGACAGCACUUCGCAGAAAUUCAGCAUUGUAACAGGAAUUUAAUUCCUAUAUACACCGAUGGAUCUAAGUCCGAUAACUAUGUUGGUAUAGCCUUUGUUUGCCAGGAUGAAAUUGUGGCAGAACAAAUAGCACCGAAUUCUUUCAUCUUUUCUGCGGAGUUGCAGGCUAUUUACUUAGCUUUAAAGCAUAUAAAUCGGAAAGGUCAUCGUUGCUGCGUUAUUUACACUGACUCAGUUAGUGCACUUCAGGCUUUGACCUCGUAUGAACCUAGUUCUCACUCUAUAGUGAUUAAAAUUCAGAAACUAAUUUGUCAUCUCACUACAAGAAAUUUAUUUGUGAAGUUCUGUUGGGUCCCAGGCCACGUGGGUAUAAGAGGUAAUGAAGAAGCUGAUACAGCCGCUAAGUCAGCAAGUCGUUCACAGCAUACAAUGCGUAUUGAAGGCAGUGAUUUGAAGCUAUUCGUUAAAAAACGACUAGCAGAGAGAUGGCAAAAUGUGUGGAAUGCACAAAUCCACAAUAAACUUCACGAGAUCAAACCUUCGGUAGAAAAUUGGACACAUAAUAGGCAAUAUGAUAGGAGAUCUGAGGUUAUCCUUACUCGUUUGAGAAUUGGACACACACGACUGACUCAUCAAUACCUUUUGAAGGGAGAUGACGAACCAGUAUGUCAGCACUGCAACUGUGCUGUAAGUGUUAAACACAUAUUUUGCAACUGUGUUGCUUUUGAUCAGAGUCGUAGACAGCAUUUCGGAAAUGCAAGCUUUAGAGACAUUUUGGGCCAGAGGCCAAACUUGGAUAAUAUACUGGACUUUCUGAAAGUCAUUAACAUGUAUAGAGAAAUAUAAUGAUUUAUUUAUUGUAUAGUUUUAUUUACCUUGUGUUGCAUAUUUAAAUUAUUGUAUAUAUUUUCGUUGUUUGUUUUUAUUUUUUGUUGUUGUUUAUUUAUUUAUUUAUUUAUUAUAUUAUAGAUUCUAUAUAUAUAUCACCAUUGGCUUUUGAAUGGUUAAACUGUUCUGUAUAUAUGUUUUUUUUUUCAUUUAUUUUAUACAUCCAAUCAUACCAUUUGUUGUGGCGCAGUAUAGCCUGCAUGGCUUUUGUGCCAAUAAAAAUUAACCAACCAAUAAACCUCCAUUGUAUACAAAACCACCUGCCAUAUUCUCCCCAGCAUUCCCUGGUAAGUGCGAGGACCGAGUUUGCUGUUCUGUCUCAUACACUUGGUGUACUUGCUCCAAUCUGUCCUUUUUUGGAUUCAGGAUUCUGUACCUUUCUAAGGGCCCUCCUUCAUUUUUACUGAAAUACUAACAGGGUAUGGUCGCUUUUUAGCUCAUCCCCACUAAGUUCCCACUGUAUGUCCCCUAACAGGUCAGUCGAGCACAUUGUGAUGUCGAUUGCUGUGCUCUCGCCAGCGCUGAAAUGAGUCGGCUCCCCCGUAUUUAAGCACCUGAGCUUUGCUGUCGACAUCAAUCAAAAAGAAUCUGUCCUGCUCUGUCUGUUUCUCCCAUAUCGCGAUGUCAAGGAAGCUCUCGUAGUGGUCCAUCAUGAAAUAGCAAUGGCCCGCACCCAACACAAGUGGACUCAUAUGAUAGGUCUGGACUUGGAGGGGGCGUAUGACUCUGUGCGUCAAUAUGGGCUUCUGGAAAAGAUGGAGGCAUUAGGGAUAAGCGGUAAGGCUUUAUGAGUGAUGGAGUUUUUUCUAAUUCAACGGUCGUUCAGGGUGCGAUGGAGAGGUGUGGUUUCAGAAUGUCACAACUUUGUGCAGGGGGUCUGGGAUACCCUUUCCAAGUACUUUACAACAUCAACUGUGCUGAGUGUUGUCAGGUAGAGAGCAUUGUAAGUUUCUUUUGUGAGAAAUUGCAUUUUCAUAUUACUGCAUUUUUUUUUCAUUGAUUCCAUGUAAGAAAGAAACUCUGACUGCAGCCAAAUUGAGCCAUUUAUGAUUAAUUUCAGAAAAUUGUCUUUUGUUUGGCAGUAUGGACAACAGAUGUUUAUUUCAGUUACUUAUAUCCUGUAGUCUAUACCACUUGUGAAUAUUUUCCAUAAGCAUAACCAUUGCACCGUAACCAGAAUAAAAAGAGGCAUCUUUGUGACAAAAUGUGUUGUCUUUCAAAAAAUUAAGUUUUCCAGUAACAACAGGUAAGAUUAAAUUACCAAAUGCUCGUGUUAGAAAGCUGCUUCGUUUGCCUAGUAAGUCAACUCUUGCGAAGUAUGUAUGCCAAGUGUUGAAAGUUUGAAGGAUUUUUGUGAAAGCGCAGAAAUCGAUUGAUAUCCCUGAUUAUAAUUGAAUAUACUGCGUAUAUUUAUAGUCUAUAUUUGAAAUUCAUUAUUUACUUAAUGUUACAACAUUUUAUGUAUAAUGUUAGGAAUUAAUACUGCAGUUAUUGUCUUCAAAUAAUCUCAUGAAAAAAAUCUACUGCUUGAUGACGACUUCUUUUUGGCAAAGCAUAUGAAAGAAAAGACAGUAUGUAGAACACUGUAAUUUCUAUUAUAUUUAUAUUUAGAACUUGUGGGAAAAUUGGUCUGUAACAUUUUUAUAAUUUCGUUUUUUUUUUAUUUUCAAAUUCCAGAUGUAACAUGUAACCUGGAAUUUUAUCGUAGAAGAUAGCAGUUCUUCCAAGAUGUAAAGCAAGGACCAUUUCCAGUUUAUUGUAAUAAAUAAUUGUUCAUACAGGAGCAGCAUAAAGUAAUACAGAAGAAUUCAUCAAAUGAAAUAACUUUACAUAGAUAUAUGCAAAAUUAAUUCAUUCUCAUUUAUUCUAAUAGAAACCAUACAACUUUAUGAUUAGCGGUCUGCAGACUGAAAGUUUACAAAAACAGCAUACAGUUGUUUUCUCUUUUUCUGCAAUUUUAAUUGUACAAAUGCAUUUACUAUAAAUAUUUUAUCCUGACAAAAUCGGCCAGGUCAAAAUUCUGCUUGUACCUUAUGCAAAAUAUUGUAUUUAAUAAUCCAAUCUUAACAAUAAAUAACAAAUAUACAAAUAAAAAAAUAGUAGAAAAUGGAUGAAGGAAGUGGAAAGAUCUCUCUGGAACCAAACUGUAAGAGAAAACAUCAUGUUGUACAUUUUGCAAGAAUUAUGCAUAUAAAAAUAAUGAAUAUAUCAGAUUAUUGUUUCAAGCUAUCCACCACCUACCUUCUCUGCCAGCAGAUAUGCUUCAGGAAAAAGUGAAGUAGUGAACAUAUGAUGAUAUCUGUAAGAAAGAGAUUAUUAAUUUUGUACAUUUUGCAAAAUUUAUCCACAUAUAAAGCUAAAGCAGAAUUAUAUCAAUUUAUGCAUCUACGUUUGUGUGCUAGCAGCAAUGUUUGACCAGGCAGUUGGCAUGAACACCCCUACCAUAUCUGCUGCAUGCUUUUGUAGUAGUUUUUCUUUUGUUUUUUGAGCUACAGACAAUACACUGAUAAGCCAAUUUUCCUGGUAGCUUGAUCAGUCCUACCAGACCUCGGGGUUUUUCAGGAAAUAGAGCUUUUUGCUCCGCCAUCGAUUCUCCUGCCAGGCUUUCAAUUACAGCCUCAAUAAACUCGAUAUGAGAAUCAGAAGGAACAUGCUUGGGGCCAGAUUGCCCUAGGAAGGGAAAAAUUGAUGGAGAGGUUGUUCUGGUGGCAGAACCUCGAGAUACACCUCAUCUUCUAACUCGUCAGGAAACUCCUGACGAGAGCAUGUGGAAUUUGAAGGAUUCGUCGUUCUCCCAUUCUUCUGAGGAAUACCCUACUAAAGCAUUGAUGUCACAUCUCUCCGGGACACAUUCCUCCAUAAUGUCUUCUAGAUGAAGCAGCAUAUUGCCCAGAAGGAUACAGAGAUUAUUUAGAUCCUUAUGCUGUAUUUUGCAACGGUUCAUGGCGCACGAAUGAAUUGUGUGAGCAACAGAAGCCAUUCAAACAAAAUGUAUCAUGCAAUAUUUUAAAAUUGGCUGGAGACAUCAGAGACAAAUUUGCCAUAUAUUUCAUUUUAGAAGGGAAUGUAUCUUGACAAUGGACUAAUAUAUAUUGAAAAAUAAAUAAACAAAAUUGUUUAACUAAUUAAUAAACAUCACUUUUUUUCUACAUCAAUAAAACUGUUAACUACAUCUAUAAGUGUUCCUUUGCAGUGUUGUCUUUUUUUUUGAUGGCACUUGCAUCAAGAAACUGUCAAGAUAUAGUGCAAAGGGACUUGCUUGACAGUCAUUCAGUUUUCUGCAAAGAAAUAAAUUUUUAAUGUUCUGAAUUGUAAUUUAUACAUGUUUGACAAAAAUUUAUAAAAAAAUAUAUUUUCAACUAUUUACAUUACUAAUUUCUUUUAGUAAUUGUUCUGAUGAAGCUUUUCCUCUUCUUUGGAUGUGAUGUGGAUGGUAAAAUUUCUUUAAUAUUUACAACAUCACAUACAGCUGAUUCAGAACCAGUGAUAUUUUCUAAAUUCUGAAGUAUUUCAGAUUUAAAAAUACAACAAUAAAAAUAAUUUUAAAGAUUACAAAAAUACAAAAGUAAUACAUACUUCUGAUACAGUUGGUUGUGUAUUUUCGUUUGUUUCUGUUUCUGCAACUGUUGAAUGUGUUCUGGAAGAUAAGUAUAAUAAUACUAUCAAUAUUAUAUGAAAUGUUCUACUUGUACCUGAAAUAAAUUUUAUUUUAUUAGUGGUUUUCUAUCAUUAUUUUAAAAUAUUAAUGUGAAGAUUCUUACUCUCUAGUUACUACCAAUCAGCUAAAAACUGUAACUGUGAAGAGAAUAACCAUUUAGGCUUUUUGGCUUCUAAGCCACUUCCACUUCUUGGCAAGCUGUUGUGGAUACCUCUGAACUGAUCACACAGAUUUUUCCACAACUUCUUGCAUCUGGAUACUGCAAAUAUAAAAACUAAUUUAUUAACAACUACUGUAUAAUUUAACUCAGAAAUAAAUUAUUAAUUUUAUGUUUUGACAUCAAUUACAAGAGCUUCUAGUUAUAUUGCAUAUCCCCAAAGAUAAAGAAAAGCACGGUAUAUCUGACAACGCGAUAUAAUGAAGUAAUUCUGAACAUAUAUUAAACAGAUUAUACACACUACAGAAUUUUUAUUCUCUAUUUUUUUCUAUUUUACCAUCUAAUUGAGUCUCUUCCACUAUUUCAUUCCAUUUUGUAUAUAUUAUGUUCGAUUUCUGUGAUCGGGAAGAUGCUUAUCUCAUGUUUCUGGGUGUACAUACUCAUUACUUAUUAAUUUUUCUUUUACAGCUGGUCCGCCAUCUUGCUCACUGGAAGAAGCCAUUUUGUACUUUUUUCAAAGGUGCAUGCACACUGUUUAGCAAGAACUGGCAGGACGCAAGAAAUAUCAAACCUUGUCAGAUAUGUGCUAGAGCCAGAAAUUUGCUCUUGCCAGUGAGAAAUCUUGCUUUUCACUUGUGCAUUGUUUUCCUUUGUGAGAACUAUAUCACUCGCUACUAAAUUCGUGUCCCCCUAGUCGCACCCUUACGUGACAAACUUGCCCAAUAUUUAUGUAGCGAAGGUGCCGUUGAAUGACAAGAUACCUGUGUGUAUCGAGGCCAUUUUUACAGAUAUUUUUACAUAAAAAAUUUAACAAAGUGUUUUAUAUAUAAAAGUAAUUAUUUAUAAACGAUUUAUUUUAAAAGUAUAUGUUAAAUGAUUUACUUAUUGUGUUGUUCAUUUAUUUCUUGUUUCAAACAUAGACAUGAAAUAUUGAAAAACGUUAUAAGAAUUAUCAAAUAAAGAUAAAGAAUUCAAUCUUAUAUGCAUUUUAUUUCAAAAUCUGUUCUUUUUCAUAAGAACUUUUAUCAGUUCCUUUGAUAUAUUGCCAAAUUUUUCUGUAUAGUUGAAAUUAAUUAUGGUCUUAGUAUCCAAUAAAAAUAUUGAAAUCAUAUCAAAUUAGAAGUUUAAUAAAGCCUAUAAUUCAGUUAUUCUCAUUUAUAAACUUACUAAAUAUCAAGCAAACAAAAAAAACAUAUUUAGGGAGCUACUCAAUGGUUUCUUAAAUCUAAAUAAAUUUAUAUUAAGUGCAUUUUCAAGAAUGAUUAACUUUACUACAAAAGAGACUGAUUUGUUACCAUCAGAUUUGUUUAAAAUGUUAUAUCAAAAAAUGCAAACUCAUUCUAGUAAGCAUAAUUGGAUUGACCAAGUUUCUUAUAUUUUGGAUAUGAUCUUUUCUGAGUUUGAUGAAAAGAUGAGUUCUUAAUCCACAUCUCAUGGAUGUAAUAGAGUAUUUUAUGGCAACUUUGGUUAUGCUUUCUUUUCAGGAUAGUUAUCCUUUGAAGAAAGAAGUGCGUUUUUUAAUGAUCAGUCUAUGAUUUAGUUAUAAUUAUACUUUUUAUUUGUUUUAAGAAUUUCAACUAAUACUAAUAAUAUACUAAUAUAUACAAUAAAACUUCAUACACAAAUAUUGCAUUUAAUUAGGCUGUAGAGAAAAAGGGAAAACAGUCGAAGAGAUAACAAAAAUGUUUAAAUUUAAUAGACAAACAGUUACUAAUAUCUGCAAACAGAAUAUUGAAAGAGGAAUGAUUUUACCAAAAAAGGGAAAAGGUCGUGAAUGAUUCAUUGCCGAAGAAGAAAAUCAACAUUUAAAGCAACGUUGCGAAGAUCUUUAAUACUUCGUCCAAAAGCAGGCGUUGUCAAUUACCAUUCUCAUUUUGUCUGGCAUGCUAUUUACCAGCUUUUGUCAAAUGUUUGUGCUGCUAAAUCUUUCCCAUCUCUGACAAAGGGCUUCCCGGAGUUUGUUCGGUGUGGAAGCAUUAAAUGGCUCCCUUGCUAUCUCCUCCCACAGAUGUUCAAUUGGGUUUAGAUCAGCUCCCCUUCCUGGCCAGUUUAAGAUGUCGAUGUUGUUUUGACGUUCCAGCCAGUUUCUGGUCAAUCUGGCUGUGUGAAUUGGAGAGAGAUCUUGGACGAACGGGACCUUUAUGGAAGGGUCCAACUUUUAGAGAGAACCCUUGGUCAUUAGUGUUUACCCCUUGGGGUAAACACUAAUGAUAUAUAAUGGACUUGGCUGCUGCAUGAUAGCGACACAGAUAUUUUCUGAGCUGAUUUGAGGAAUGAGGGCUAUGUCCAGAUCUCUGGGUUACAGACUAUAAUACCGCAUUUCGGCCUAUAGGUGGAGUGGCCUGCAAGGACCUGCCAAUUACCAAAUCGGACGAUCUUAUUGUCUAUCGUGUACAGCUCUUGGAUGAUUAUAAUAUCACUUUCUAUUUUGCUUGCCGUCUUUAUCAAUAGCGAACAUGCAGCUUUGCUCUUUUGGGCGUUUAGCUGGAGGAUCUUGAUUGUUGUCGUAUGGCUGGUGCAUGUUGUAUUGUUGUUGACCUGGUUGCUGUCUGUUUGGGUUUCCUGAGUAACAUUCUCUUGAUGGUUAUAGGCCAUAAUCGGUUCUGUUUAUGUUUUGUUGCUUCAGCCGUUGUAGUAUUGGGCAGUUGUUACUGAAAGCGUUGUGAUUUACCGGUCUUUGUUUGUUAUCAGGUAAGCUUUCGUUGGCUUUUUUACAGUUUAUACAGAUGGGGUUCUUCUGCCGGCAAUUGCAGUCUUUGUAGCUGUGGUCUUUUGUGCAGUGGCUACAUUUUUUAUCACUUGUGCAGUCCUGUGCAUAAUGAUCGAAACCACAGCACUGGUAGCACCAGAUAAGUCGUAUAAAGUCAUCUACGUAUCUUGUAAACCACGACAUUGAUAUAUGUCUGUGGUGAAUUAGGAUGUUUCGGAUUGCCGGAGAGACUGAUAGGACAACGUUUUGGCAGUUCUCUUUAACUGCCGGUUUUGAGAAUAGUGCGUAUUUUACAUGAUUUUAUUAUUUCAUCCGUUGUCUUGUUUUCCCAUAUGUCGUUUUGU